This is a messenger RNA of Symbiodinium necroappetens, 899 nucleotides long. NCBI's taxonomy places the organism in Eukaryota, Dinophyceae, Suessiales, Symbiodiniaceae. The record is from the annotation of a GenBank genome assembly.
GUGACAUGGAGAGCAUUGCAGCAGAGGUGCAGCUGCUGGAAGCAAUUACCGGCAAGCCCGGAAGCCCUGACUACAAGUCUGGUUGUCAUGAGGCAUCUGCGCAGCCGCUGACGACUGCUGUUGCAGAUAUCGUGUCUCGUGUGGCUCAAGUCGAGCAAGAGACUUCAACGAGGCGCAUGCGAAUGCAAGAAAUCUACAGCUGUGUUCAAGAGCUUCAAGCUCAAAUUGAGAAGCUCGAAGCUAAUAUCAUGCAGCCUGCGUGGAGACCGCAAACAUCUUUUUCCGAGGUGGACUCUUUGCUGCUUUCGCCGUCCGUGGCACCUACAGUUGCUGCAGACACGGUGCAUGACUUGCAGACGCAGGUCGGCGAGCUUGAAGUCGCGAGCUCUUUCCGGCAUCAGAGAGUGCAUGACCUUGCUUCUGCCAUGGAUGAGCUGCGCACACAGCUGCAGGAGGUGUGCGAAAAGGCUUCGGCGGUGGAGCUCGAAGGACGCAGGCUGACCUCAGAAGUGGAGGACGUGAGACUCUGCGUGGACAGACUGGAGCAUCAAAGGCAGCAGGCCGCAAGCGGGCAGAGCGUCGAGGCUGGACCGCUGGUGUUGGACGCUGCUGCCAAAUCCUGGAUGGAUCGUCAGGUCGCCCACGUUCUAGAUAGAGCUGCGGACAAUUUCGUCUCUCUGCUGGAGACGACGAACCGCCGCCUGGAUGCUGCGAUCACCAAGCAAGAGAGCGUAAACGAGGAGCUGCAGCACAGCACAUCGAAAGGUCCAGCAAAUGACGAUGUGGUGCAGCUUCUCCACAGCCUGAGGCAAGAGCAUCGCCUUGAAGCAGCUGCGCUCUGGGACGGCUUGGCAGACCUUGCAGACCACCUCGGUGCAGAUGCCGGACGCUUCUUGCAG